UCAAACGAAAUCGCCCAGUUUUUAGUAUUUUUAAAUGUUUUUCCAGUGGUAACAAUAAAUUUGUUAUUCUUGUAUAAUGUAAAUCGAAACCAAUGAAUUCUUAUUACUUUAGAUGUGAUGGCUAUAUUUGAGAAAGAGUCUCAUUCCAAAGUUAUAUUAGAUGACACAGAAAAACUUAUUUGUAUCAUAGAAAAUGCACAAAAUAUCAACAAGCACACUGAAUACAGAUUGCAAGUGCAAAGGGGUCCUAGUAAAGAGAUCAAAUGGACGGUGUCUCGUCGCUACAGGGACUUCGCAGCGCUGCAUUCGGUCCUGCAGCAAGCUAACAUUGACUUGCCAUUGCCACCAAAGAAACUUAUUGGGAACAUGCAACCAUCUUUUAUUGCAGAAAGACAAGUAGCCUUGCAGGAAUACAUUAAUGCAGUACUGAAGCAUCUAAUUCUAGCCUUAUCAUUACCAGUGAGAAGCUUUUUGGAUCCAAAUAAUUAUUUAUUAAAUAUUGCAGAGCAAGCAUUGCAAACAGUGUCAAUAGCCCUGCGGGGAGACGGACAGUUUGAGUUGAAGGGUCCUCUGGCUGCUAUUGGUUGGAGAGUUAGGAAACACUAUUUUUUGGUGACGGACUCGGAGACCAGAACAAAUUGUCUGCUGUCUUGGCAGAACUACGGGCAGGAUAGGUAUUUAAGUGAUAAGGAUCUGCAAGCAGCUUUUAAGAGUAUAAAAGGUGUAAAUCAUCCACAUAUAGAUAAAAUAUUAGCAAUUCAUAGUCUAGAAUCAGGGGCGUAUGUAGUACGAAGGAUACAUGAAACCGGGAGCCUUAGAGAUAUUCUAUACGGGACCGAAUACACGAGGAACUAUCUAGCCAAAUAUGGGAACCCUAAAGUGAGGAAGCCGCUGACUGAAGGGCAAAUAGCGCAUUAUGGAUAUCAAGUGCUCCAGGCGUUGAAGUUUUUACAUGAUAAGGGAUUACCGCACGGUCAUCUCCAUCCAGGGAACAUUGCAAUAGAAAACCAAAAAGUCCUCCUAAUGGACAUUGAGAACAGUAUCCUUGGCGUAGCCUGCCUACACCGGCCAUAUCUUCUAGAACUAAAGAGAGUGUCGUCGGCUGAAGCAGUAGAUGUGUACUGCUUUGGACGGACGCUGUACGAAAUGGCGUUUGCUGAACCGUUAGAUAGAUACUACUGUGAUGAGUAUCCGCAUGGAAUCUCAGCUGAGUUAGAAUCGGUCCUCCAGCUGUGUAUAUCCAGCGUGGCGUGUAAGAACGCGCGCGUGUCAGGAGCCCUAGAACCGCUACUGCAGCACCCGUUCUUCACGCGAGCCACGUUGAACGGGUCUCGGCUGGAAGCUCAUCACCUCAAGUUCCCUCUUCCUCUUAAGGACGAACUUAGAAGAGCGUUGGACGUAGUCGAGGCGCGUCUCAAAGUGGAUCAGAAGUUGGUGCGCAGUGCAAAACGAGAAGUGCGUAUAAAGGAAAUACUCAAUUCUGAAACGGAACUAAAGAAACAGAAGAAAAGAGCGAGAAAAAGAGAUAGCAUGUGGAAGUCAACUUCAUCCCUAGCAGAAACGGUGCGUUCGCACAGUGCUAGCACGGCAUCGUCGCCUACGCCGCCACAUAUAUCGGGAGAAAUGAGCGGUGCGGAUGUGAGUCCCCGCGCCGCCAGCAGCCCUAACGACGCGCGCGGCGCGCUGCUCAGCGCCAUCUGCGGCUUCGAUCGCGCCCGUCUCGCGCGCGUCAACUCGCGGUGAACUACACACGGUGCAAGACAUCACUACCAGCAUUUACACUUAGGCUACAUCCGCACUGGCAUGUCAUCUAGCGGGUAGCUUAGUAAAACAAACAUCCUUGAAUGUUCGCGAAAGGCCGCAUUGCGCGCUUAGCACUAAGAUAAUCGUUUAGCGUGUAUCCAAACGUGUUGUUUUUUGUGGCGAAGCAAUUUCGGAGAUAACAAUGGAAGAAACUUUAACUGCAGCCGUCGCGCCUAAGCGACCCAGCUCGAAAAUCUUCAGUGCGGCCACAUUGUAUCCUAGCAAGUAGAAAGACUGCAAGCCACUAGGUUCUAGGCUCCAAGCGGGCCGCUUGUCAGUGCGGACGUAACCUCAGCCGCUAAAGAUCACACACACUGUGGAUUCAUUUUUUUGAACCGUACCCGCCUCGCGCGCGUCAACUCUCGGUGAAGUACACAGAGCGCAACACACACUACCAACAUACAUACCCACUGUGAAUUCAUUUUGCGGUGGACACACGGUGCAAGACAGAAUUACAACAUUUACACACGGCUGCUAAGGCUCAUACACAUUAAAUUAAUUUAUAUCGGCCUCGCACUCGUCAACUCGCAGUGAAAGCACGGUGCAAAACAUUUACACACAGCUGUUGCAGUUCAUGCACACUGUGGAUUCAUCAUUAGAACAAACCCGCAGUGAACGCGACGCAAGACACUAUUACCAAAAUACUCAGCCGUUAAAGCUCAUACACACUAUGAAUUCAAUAGGCUACUUGACCCUUUUUCAAAGUAUGUCUUAUAUUAUUAAUUACUGUCUAAUUAAACGAAAAAAAUAGUACCAUAUUUUAUUACGA
Molecule: messenger RNA, 2572 nt
Organism: Leguminivora glycinivorella
Lineage: Eukaryota; Metazoa; Arthropoda; Insecta; Lepidoptera; Tortricidae
Product: PX domain-containing protein kinase-like protein
Exons: 11
Coding region: 118-1743 (541 amino acids)
Biological process (GO): protein phosphorylation; endosome to lysosome transport; early endosome to late endosome transport
Cellular component (GO): early endosome; extrinsic component of endosome membrane; late endosome
Molecular function (GO): phosphatidylinositol binding; ATP binding; protein kinase activity
Source: RefSeq, a predicted model, not a curated record